Molecule: messenger RNA, 402 nt
Organism: Trypanosoma grayi
Lineage: Eukaryota; Euglenozoa; Kinetoplastea; Trypanosomatida; Trypanosomatidae
Exons: 1
Coding region: 1-402 (133 amino acids)
Source: RefSeq, a predicted model, not a curated record
AUGAUGUUCCACCAGCUGAUGCGUUCACAUGGGACGCUUUGGGCGGCGACGCAGGUGACGAAGGAGAAGCUAGACUACAACUUCAUUCGGGAGGAGAUUAUGCGGUCCAAUGGGCGACGUUCUAUGCCGCUUCUCGUUGGCGCCGCCGCGGAGGAAAAUCUCCAUCAGCUGCACCUAACACACUUAACGGAGCACUGUGCGUGGGGUGAGAGCGCGAGAGCCUGCGCUGUUCACCGCCAAACGCCGCUCUCGCAGCAUAUCGCAGCGAUGGGCCGGAUGGCAGAGACAAUUCAUCAGGCCAAAACUGGCGCCACAGUGCAGAGUCUUGUCAAUGAGCAGCUGGCCCACAUUGAUGGUAUUAGCUCCUUUGAGGAGGAACCACUGCUUGAGGAUGGAGAUUGA